This is a messenger RNA of Musca domestica (house fly), 12953 nucleotides long. Its product is annotated as anion exchange protein 3. Lineage: Eukaryota; Metazoa; Arthropoda; Insecta; Diptera; Muscidae. Gene Ontology annotation, cellular component: plasma membrane. The coding region runs from base 549 to 4307 and encodes 1252 amino acids. Gene Ontology annotation, biological process: bicarbonate transport; transmembrane transport; monoatomic anion transport. The transcript is spliced from 15 exons. Gene Ontology annotation, molecular function: solute:inorganic anion antiporter activity; monoatomic anion transmembrane transporter activity. The record is from RefSeq and is a predicted model, not a curated record.
CUACUGUCUGUCUAUCCGCUUGUCUGCUGUGGUGUCUAUAUCGUGUGGCUGACUUGAUGGUGCAUAAAUCGCCGUGUGUUCUUUAGCAACAAGUUCAUAUCGAUUUUAACAUUCGUGCGGUUAUAAUCGAUACUUCUUGUUUGCCGUCCGCUUGCUUCGCUGUUGUAGUUGUUGUAGUUAUUUUUGUUUUGUUUCGCUUAGUGUAUCCUUCUAUCCUUAAUUUAUUCAAUUUUGUUGUUAUUCCCAAUACAUUAUCUUAUACAUACAUAUUCAUAAGGCGUGAAGUGUGGCGUUGACUCAAUUCGGUUCGUGUUGGUGUGAAAUUGUGCGACACAAUCACUUGUGGCGCUGUAAAGUGAAAAAGUGAAACAAAAAAAUACAAAAAGGACUUUAAUAAUUAAAGGCCAUCAAGAAAAGGAGUAGACAAAUAAAACAAUGCAAUAAAUGGUUGUUUGCAUUUGAAUUAAACGUUAUAAUUUUUGGAAAUAUUCAGAAAAUCCUCAACCUCAUAGCAGCAACAUAAAGAGGAGAAGGAAGAUACCAUCAAAAUGAGUUUCAGUGGCCAGGGUUCCUCUGGUGACAGUAAUGUCCGAAAACUGUCGUUUUUGGGAUUUAGUACGAAAAAGUCAAGUGGCAAUGAAGAUCCCAAUGAAGUUCAUUUGGACUCGGAAAUGGAAAAAGUUUUCGCUGGUCCAUCUGCCCUUAAAGAAAAAUUUGAUGUAACCACAUUUCAGGAUUCCGUUCAUCCAAUACCCGGUAGCUUUAAAAAUAUUAAUAGUGCCAAUCGUAAAAAUUUACCAGGAGAAUUAAAUAUAGAAGAACAAAACGAAUACGAACAGGGUAACGAAGCAACAAAUGCCCAAAAUUACGAUGAUAUCCCCGAAGAUUAUCCAUUAGUUUCAGAACGUGCGGGUCAUGGAGAUCAUUCGGAUAAUUCCACAGAUGAAAAACGUGUGCAAUUUGGUAAAAAGAAAGCAUCAGUUGUUACACCGCCCAGUCUAAGUUAUGAUGAACAACCCAACGACAAUAUACACGAACGUAAAAGAAGAAAAAGUCGAAUACAGUAUUAUAGACAACGGAAAUUUUCCCAUCAAGACAGCGUGGAAGCCAAAAAAGUCACCGAAGAAAACGGCGAUGCCGGUAAUCACAAAAUAUCAGCACCGGAAGACGCGUCACUGGAGGAGGCGGAUCUUAAUGAAUUAAGAUCACAUCGUUCGGAUGAUCCUCGGGCAUUGAGAAGGCACAAAAUUCAUCAUUCAUCCAUUAAAUUAAGGGAAUUGCCACAAAUAAGUGUGGCCGGAUUACAGCAGCAGGCUAAAAAGGAAUUCGAUCACAGUCCACAUGAAAUCUUUGUACAGCUUGAUGAGCUUAUGGGAUCCGGUGAGGAUCGUGAGUGGAAAGAAACGGCACGUUGGAUCAAAUACGAAGAAGAUGUUCAAGAGGGCUCUGAUCGCUGGGGCAAAGCUCAUGUGUCUUCACUUUCAUUUCAUUCAUUGCUUAAUUUGCGUCGUUGCCUUGAAACAGGUGUUGUGCUUUUGGAUUUAAACGAAAAAGACUUGCCAGCUGUUGCAUAUCGCGUUGUUGAACAAAUGGUUGUUGAUGACUUAAUCCACACAGAUGACAAACCGGCCGUAUUGCGUUCUCUACUUUUGCGCCAUCGUCAUGUCAACGAACACCAAAGCGGUUUUCCUUUUACCAAACGAAAGUACAAUAGCUACACAAGUUUACAGUUGCUUUUAUUGGGAAGUGAAAACAAUAACCAACAACAAUUGCAGUUGCAACAACGAAUUCGAAUAAAUGCAUCCAACGCACCGGCACGUCGUUCAAUCUGUGAAACACUGAGUGCACCUCCAGCGACAGCAGUCACUAUUGAGGCAUCCUGCCGUAGACAUUCCACACUGUCCUACAUGGGUAAUCUUUCCGGUGAUGAUAAGAAAAUUAAAAUUAUGCCCGCCCUAGAAAUUGGAGGCAGCAAGAAAAGCAAUGAUUUGAAAAUUGAUAUGAAGGACGAUAUGUACUCAUCGUCACAGGAAGAUCUUAAGAAACUGCAAAAUGAUACCAUCCUCAAGAGGAUUCCUCAGGGAGCAGAAGCCACAACGGUCUUGGUGGGUGCUGUUGAUUUCUUGGAACAACCAACCAUUGCCUUCCUGCGUUUGGCGGAAGGUGUUCCAAUGCCAAGUCUAACCGAGGUACCCAUACCCGUUCGUUUCAUGUUCAUUUUGUUGGGACCACCCAAUUAUGACUUGGAUUAUCAUGAAGUGGGUCGUGCCAUUGCCACUCUCAUGGCCAACGAAUCAUUCCAUGGCAUUGCCUAUACGGCCGAUGAUAGAAAAGAUUUACUCUCGGCCAUAAAUGAAUUCUUGGAUGAUUCGAUUGUUUUGCCACCGGGUAAUUGGGACCGUCAUGACUUGUUGCCAUUCGAAGAGCUGAAAGCCAAGAAAGACUGGAUUCGUUCGCGUAAGACCAAGGCUCUCCAGAACAAGAAAGAGCAAAAAGAGAAGCAGAUCAAUAACAUUGGCACUGAUCUAAUAAGUGCUUUGGUCGAGAAGAAACCGGAUGACGACGAUGAUGAUGAAAAGAAAAAGCCAAGUCCCUUGGAGAAAACACAUCGCUUGUGGGGUGGUCUACGCAACGAUCUGAAGCGUCGCUUGCCCAUGUAUCGCAGUGAUAUUCUGGAUGGUCUGAACACUGAAACUUUGGCCGCAACGAUUUUCAUGUAUUUUGCUUGCCUCUCUACGGCCAUUACCUUUGGUGGUUUGGCUUCGGACAAAACCCACAAUUUGAUUGGUAUAUCAGAGACGCUGUUGAGCGCAUCCGUGGUAGGUGUUAUUUUCCACUCGCUGGCUGGUCAACCUUUGGUAAUUAUUGGAACAACGGGACCGCUAUUGCUGUUCGAUGAGGCUUUGAAUAACUUUUGUAAGGAAAAUGGUAUAAGCUUUUUAACCAUACGAGCCUAUAUUGGCAUAUGGUUGGCAGUUAUCUCAAUUUUGGUCUCGGCAUUCGAGGGAAGCGUUUAUGUCCGUCUCCUGACUCGUUUCACACAGGAAAUAUUCUCGGCUCUUAUAACGCUGAUUUAUAUUGUGGAGACCAUUAUGAAACUUGUAUCGGUGUAUAAGAAACAUCCCCUCCUGGCUGAUUAUAAUUUACCACCUCCAACAAUGGUCGGUUCUUCUCCCUUGGAUAGGGGCAAUGAAACCGUCUUGGGUUUGGAAGAUUCAUCCAGCUUGGAAGGAGCAAAUUUAACAACGAAUGCCAACACAACUGUGGAUUAUGGAUCCCUUUCUCCCUUGAAUAUGCCCAAUACGGCGCUAUUUUGUACCAUCCUAACAUUGGGCACCUUUACAGUGGCCUACUAUCUAAAGCUGUUCCGUAACUCACACUUUUUGGGACGUAAUGCCCGUCGUGCCCUGGGUGAUUUUGGUGUACCAAUUUCAAUAACGAUAUUUGUUAUGGUUGACUAUUUCAUUCCUCAAGUCUACACCGAGAAGUUAAGUGUACCCGAGGGCAUUUCACCCAGUGAUCCUGUUAAUCGCGGUUGGCUGGUGAGUUUGGGGCCCGUUGAAACCUGGUUGCCAUUCAUGGCCGGCAUUCCCGCCCUCUUAGUAUACAUUCUCAUUUUCAUGGAAUCACACAUAUCCGAAUUGAUUGUUGAUAAACCAGAAAGAGGAUUAAAGAAAGGAUCUGGUCUGCAUUUUGACAUUGUCCUUCUGUGUUGUCUGAAUAUGCUUUGCGGAUUCUUUGGCAUGCCAUGGCACUGUGCUGCAACUGUGCGUUCGGUGGCUCAUGUCUCUGCCCUUACUAUCAUGUCGAGAACCCAUGCUCCCGGUGAAUCUCCGAGAAUUAUUGAUGUCAAAGAGCAACGGCUAUCUGGCUUCUUUGUAUCCCUGAUGAUUGGUUUGUCUGUUACCAUGGCACCCUUGUUGCGUCUCAUUCCUAUGGCUGUGCUGUUUGGUGUGUUCCUGUAUAUGGGCGUUGCUUCGAUGAGUGGUGUCCAGUUCUUUGAUAGAGUGAGAUUGUUCUUUAUGCCCGUAAAACAUUAUCCGCCAACGCCGUACGUUAAGAAAGUUCCUACCUGGAAAAUGCACCUGUUUACGACCAUACAAGUUUUAUGUCUGGCUGUACUGUGGGCUGUGAAAUCCUCAAAGAUAUCGUUGGCGUUCCCCUUCUUUUUGGUAAUGAUGGUACCGAUUCGUAUGAAAUUAGCAGCAAUGUAUAAGCCUCAUGAAAUUGCAGCGCUGGAUGGAAGUGAAGCCCAGGCCGAUGAAGAUGAACCCGAUUUCUAUGAAGAGGCAACCAUUCCAGCAUAGAUAUAUUUUAUUGUUAAAACUCCUCAUAAAUCCCUUCGACUAGAACUAGAAAAAUGCACAAAUUUUGUUGUUAUUGUUGGUAAUUUCGACAAACACUUUAAGAGAAAAUAAAAGAAAACAAACAAAAGAAAUUACAAAAUAAAUAAUUUAUUGUUAAAUUCUCGAGAAAACUAUUAGAAUGAAACUCUACGAGUAUGUGAAAUACUGGUUGCAAUUGCAACAUGUUUUAGCCUAAAUGUAAUUAAGUACUUACAUCUGUUAGCAUGUACUAAAUAUAGAUAAACAAAUUUUAAUUAUUCACACAAAAUACACACACACACACAUACUUAAAUCUUUUUAAAACUGUAAAAUUAGCACCCCUAAAUUCAAAACAAAAGAAAUAACUAAAAUAUAUUAAUAAAUCUUGUUAUUACAAAUGUAAACUUCAAAAGAAAAGUAAAAAAAUAACUUAAAAAAAUUAAACUUUGUGAGCUUUAUUACUAAAAGUAUUAAAUCUAUGUAUGUAAAAUUAUAAGAAAUAAUUUUAAUAUCUUUAAAGCAUAACGAGCAACCAUUGUAAAUUUUCACAUAAAUACGUACUUACUGUAAAUCGUUUAUGUUUUGUAUUUAGGUUUUUGUUUCCUCUAUGUAUAAAUUCCUAUUUAUUUGUUAUAUAUAUGUAAAAAAAUAAUAGUCGCAAACAGUACUUAAUAAAAAAGAUUAAAUAAAAUAAAAAUACAAAAUACGAAAAGAAUAUCAAACACUUGAGACAGACAAAGAAAUCGCCGUGCAUAUUAAAUGUUCAAAUUUGCUGCUAAAGCCUUCUAUGUGAUUGUGUACUUAAAUAUCAGGUUGGGAUACAAUACAAAACAAAAACAAGACAACAAAAUGAGAAACUAUUUUAAGAAAAAUAUACAUUCUUUACAGAGAGUAGUAUAUACAUGAACAGAACAUACUUAAAUAUUUACAAUAGACAUAUAUCUUAGCAUAAGUAUUGAAUUUGCAUGCAAUAUCAACGAAUUGACAAAUGUGUAACCCCUAGAUAAAUUAUAAUGCCAGCACUCGAAUCUCGAAUUGAAUCUUGGUACCCAGUACAAUAAUUUUUAGUUCUCCUAUUUCAAUUAUGUUUUAUCUUCAUUUCUGUGAAGAGUAGAACUGCAGAUUCGACAGAUGUUUAGUCAAUUUUUUGUCAGAAUUAAAAUCCUAAGGAAUAAAAAGGACGUUAAGUUCGUCCGAUCCAACUUUUUAUACCCUUCAUUCUGUGAAUACAUAAAUUACUAUGAAAUUUUAAAUUACGUAAAAUCUGGGCUUGGCUAUAUGACAAGAUCCUUUAUUUUAGGUAAUUAAGUUGAAAAUCUUAAAAAUACCCAUACUUGAGGAUGUCUACAAUUAUAAGGGCAUACAAUGAAUAAUUUUUGUAAAAAUAUUUGACCAGGAUCCUUAAAACACCGGUUACACAAUUUAGGCGGAAUCCUUCAAAAUAUCGCAAAUAAAUAGGUACCUUAAUAUGGGUGCUGCUCAAAAUUGUGAACCUUAUUAAACAGUUUUUUUUUUUUUUUUGUGAGCAGAAAACACGAAAUAUCCAGUUCUAGCCAAUUUGGUUUGAAAUUGUAGUUUCAAAACGCCGAAAAUCUGGAAGGAUUGUUACAUGGGGUCUAUAGGAAAUUCGGCAUCUAUAUGGGUGAUACAAAUUGACGAAAUUGGGUGAUAAUAAUUGACGAAUUACAGCUUUUCCAGUUGGAGCUGUGGCUAAAAACUUCAAAAUACCUAAAGUCGAACCUAAAUAAAACACCAAAAAUCAAUACCAGUGAAAUAAUAUGGACUUUACAUUGAUUAAGCAGACCGACGGACACUUUUUAUGGUGACCAAGAAUAUUUACAUACACUCGAUGGAGUCUCCGACAAAAUUUUAUGAUGGAAGGCAAACAAAAAUGACCUGGAUUUUGGCACAUUCGACAGAAUUCAGAAGCAUUACAUUAAAUUUUGUGAAAAUCGCUACACCGAUUUGGUGUUUAUGUCCCUCACAUUCGUUAUAUACAUUCGACAAAAAUGAUGUUUGGUACCAAAUAUCAGAUACAGCCCAGAAAUACCUCUGCCAAAUUUUAUUAAGAUCGGUUCAGAUUUGGAUAUAGCUCCCAUAUAUAUCUCUUACCGAUUUCGGAUUAAUUGUGCACCAAAUGGCCAAUAACAGUCCAAAAGUCCUGAAUUUUGUUACAUCUGACCGAAUUCAGUCUAGAAGUACAAUUUGGAGAAAAUCGGUCCAGGUAUAGCUAUAGCUUUCAAAUAUAUUUUUUCAUCCGAAUCAAAUUUUAUCGAGGAGUGUUAAGAUUUGGAUAUAGCUCCCAUAUAUAUCCUUAAUUCGAUUUCAGGAGUGAAUUUCGGGACGUACGUUUCCAUUUUGUGGAACUCGGAUCCAAUAUAUAUAUUUAUACUUUCUGCAAUGAAAUUAAGGCCAAUUCCACUGAAAAUUCGAGAUAACAAUCUUCUACCAGUAUUAUAGCAAAACAAGCCGCGAUAUUGUCUAUUUUCAUACUUGUCCUAUCAGACCAACUUGUUUCUUUUCACGGUUCGACGAGGGUAUCAAUUUCUUGCUGGUUAGUGGAUAUGAAUUUAAAGUGGAUUCGACUGAAAUAAAUAGAUAUAUAUUUUUGAAAAUUGCAAGAGGUGCCAAGAUCUCACACUACACAAAUACAUACACAUGUAAUAUUCGUGUAAAUUAUUAAAUUUUACAGUAAAUAAUCCAACUAUAUUUUUUCUACUACCUCCUUAAUCAUUUUAAACUAAGUCUCACUAGUAGUCCUAAGUAAUAUGUAUGGCUAACUGAAAAGCUUUUUUGAUUGACUUAUUAUAGAUAAACUGAUCACAGUCAUACGAGGAAAAUUGCAUACAUAUAUUGUAUAAUAUUGAUACAAUCUAUACGUUAUAUUCAUAAAUGAAUUAUAUUACAGGGUGAGAUAAAAAACUGCAACAAAGUCAAAAUUUUUAUUUUUUUUAAUUUUAUUGAAUGAAAGAAAAAAUAUCGGAAAUAGCAUCAAAAUUUUAGAAUAAGUUUAGAUUUGUUCGAAUUGGUCACCUUUGGCACGAAUAAUGGCCUUCAAACGGCCAAUGAAAUCGUCACACGUUGCCCGAAUGUUGUUCUGCGGUAUUUUGUCCCAUUUCCGGCGAAGCGCUUGCUUGAGGUGAUCGACACUUUGGUAUUUUUUAGUGCCAACCUUGCUUUCCAAAAUACUUCAGACACAAUAGUCCAACGGAUUGGUAUCCGGAGAUUUUGGUGGCCAUUGUGCGCUGGAAAUGAAGCGAGGAACUCAUUUUGUAACCAUUCUUGGGUGGCGCGUGCUGAGUGCGAUGGUGCUGAGUCCUGUUGGAAUGUCGAAAGUCUGCGGCCAAAAUGUUUGCGUGCCCAAGGCUUUAAUACACCUUCCAUUGAUAAUAUUCGGCAUAUAUUCUGAUGCCACGGUCGAUAAAUACGAGCGGCGAGCUACCAUCGGCUGUUGAGUUCUGGUGGCCAACCGAAGUUGCACAUUUUCAGCUGACCUCUUUGGCAAGUAAACACGCUCAUUUUGUUGAUUUACAAACUUACAUCGGAAAAAAGCAAAUUUGGCAGUUCACCACUUUCGGCCAAGCAAAGCAACUCUUUAGCUCUUUUGAGUCUUUUUUUUCCAUUACGGUGUAAGUUCUUGCACUUUUGGGAAUUUCAAUGACUUUACCCCGAGCUCUUUUUUUAUUAUUUGCCGAAUGGGAUAUUGUGAUAUGUUCAGCUCACGAGCCAUUUUCGGCCACUGCGACUCGGGUUUUGAUCAAGUCGUUUCUUUCCUUUCGAAACAUUUCUGCUGAUGUUACUGUUUUCUUCCGUCCAUUUCCUUGACGUCGGGCUACGCUUCGUAUCACGGUAAAGAGCUGUGGUACGAGACACAAAUGAUUUAUACACAUUCAAAUGUUGGAGUGCUCUAACGAUAGCCACUUGUAGUUUUCACGCUUGAAUUCCAUCACGAAUAACUUUUUUUGUGGAAAUUUCUCACCAAAUUACUUUUCUACAAGCGUAGAAAUACAAUGAACUGUUACUGGAAUAAUUUUAACAGCUGUCGGACGAGUGGCUUAGAAAUGACAGCAGUCUGAAGUUGGUUGCUAUUUUUCAUCUCAACCUGUAUAUUAAAUGCAGUUUUAGUUUUUUUUGGGAAAUAUUUGUUUCAGAUCAAGGAAAAAUUUUCGAUCGGAAGAACUUGUUUUCACUUCUUUUUGCAAAAACUUGAAAUUUCUUGAUUCUAUUGGCAUAUAUUAGGCAGAUGAUUAAGUCUGCCUGUCCGUCCCUCUUACAAGUUAGGAUAAAGCAGACAUAUAUUGUUUGACGUCAGGUCGAUUUGAAAGAUGACUUCAGUUAUCAACGAAAUUUACAGAUUUCAAGAAGAUAAUGAUCAAUAUAGAUCCACGUUUUAGGUAUAUUUCGAUUGUUUUACCGCCUCGCCAAGGUAUGGAGGGUAUAUAAAGUUUGUCAUUCCGUUAUGUAUUCUUAUGUAUAUAUAUUCUUGAUCAGCAUAAAAAUCUAUGUCAAUUUAGCCAUGCCCGUCCGUCUGUGGGAAUCACUCUAGCUUUCGAACGUAAUGAAGUUAGUCCGUAGAAUUUUUGGUAUCGAAAAAAGAUUUAAGAUGUUUUUUUAUUGUUUUUGCUGUAAAUUGUCAGUUUGUUUUCCCAGUAUACAGGGAACGUCCUUGCAUAGAACUGUCUAUAUUGGUUUUAUGAUUUGUUAUAGUCCCCAUAUAACAGCACCUCCAGAUAUUCGGUGUUUGGGUGAUAUGCGUCACACUUUUCACCGGAACUGUUUUAAAUUUGGUAUUUACAGUUCGCCAUAGGUACUUCCUUUUAUAACAGAAAAAACAACUUAAAGGUCCAUAUUUUCGUAUAGCCCUAUAGCCAUAUACAGGUAAGGCUCAAUAUUCGAUACUUUGUUGAUUUUAGCUACAUUUUUCAAUAGAAUUAUCUCAAUUCGUACUAUGCGCAACCCUUCUCUGGCAGAUAAUUGGCUGUAGAGGCUAUCGUACAGCCCAUUUAACUGUCAUUUCCUCCAUCAUACUAUGGAAAGUAUAUUAAUUUCGUCAAUCCGGUUGUAACUCCUCGAAAUAUUCAUGUCAGACCCAACAAAUUAUAUAUAUCCUUGACCAGUAUAAAAUUCUAAGCAAAUUAGCGCUAUGCGUCUGUCUAUUUAUUUAUUUAUUUGUUCAUCUGCCUCUCUCUGUUGUUAUCACGCUAUAUUUCGAACGAAUUGAUAUAGAAGGCUAAAAUUUUGCACACAUGUGUUGUUUGUCAGUAAGCAGGUUAAGUUCGUAAAUGGGUCAUAUCGUUCCACGUUUUCGUAUAGCCCCCUUUAACGGUACCUCUCAAUAUUCGGUAUAUUGAUGAUUUCAGCGUUAUUAUAGACCGGAAUUGUUUUAAAUGUCGUAUUGGAAGAUUUUAAGGGUAUUGCAACAUAUGAGUUUUAUAUGUCCAUAUUCAUAUAGCCCCUAUAUAACACUUCCUCCCAAAAUUCGGUACUUUUAUGGUAUUAGAUACAUUAUAGACCGGAAUUGUUUUACAUUUCGUAUUUGAAUGUCUUAAUGGGUACUACAGCCCAUGACAAAAAUUUGCGUGUACAGGUCCACGUCUUCGUAUAGCCAUCAUAUAACGAUACCUCCCGACAUUCGGUAUUUUGAUGAUUUUAGAGACACUAUUCACCGGAAUUGUUUCAAAUUUCGUAUUUAGGGGUCCUAAUGGGUACUACAGCCUAUGAAAAAAAAUGUAUUUUUCGACGAUUUUUUUUUUUGAUAUUGAUGUUAAAAGUUCGGUCCAGCCACAACACAUGUCUUCAAGUGCUUAGAUCUGGUAUUUAAGCGUUAUAUAAUAUUUCUGUUAUUACGAAUUUCCAAUACUAAAUUUCAAAAAAAAAAAAAAAGUACUUAAUAAAACUUGGGUUAAAAUUGCUUUGAAAAAUGAAGUUAAAGGUCGAACGUUAUGCGGUAUAUAUAACACUGUGUAACACAGCAGAUAAUGAAAGUAGAACUAACAAGUUAAAAAGCAGUAAGUUCGGCCGGGCCGAAUUUUUAAUACCCUCCACCAUUUGCAACGAAUUUGGAAAUUUUUAAAAAAUAAAAUCCUUAAAAAAUUCUGUUAAAAUUUUAAAAAUACCGAAUAUAGCCGUUAUAUUGGGGUCUAUACGACGUGGACAUACAUAGGCAUUGUUUGUCAUAAGCCAUUACCAUAUUCAAAUUCGAAACUUGAAAUAAACAGUGAAUAAUGUAGCUAAAAUCAUCAAAAUAUCGUAUAUAAUGAGGUGCCGUUAUAUCGGAGCUGUGCGAAGACCUGGACCAGCAUAGCAAUUUUCUGUAACAGGCUGUAGCAUCCAUUACGAACUUCCAAUACCACAUCUCAAACAAUUUCGGUGGGUAUUGUACCUAAAAUCGUCAAAAUACCGAAUAUAGGGAGGUACUGAUAUAUGGGGCCUAUACGAAGACCUGGACCCGCACAGACAAUUUUCUGUCACAGACUGUAGUUCCCAUAACGAACUUCAAAUACCAAAUUUGAAACAAUUCCGGUGAAUAAUGUUGCUAAAAUCAUCAAAAUACCGAAUAUAGGGAGGUACCGUUAUAUGGGGGCUAUACUAAGACGUGGACCUGCACAGAAAAUUUUCUGUCUUAGGGUGUAGUAUCCAUUUUGAACUUCAAAUACCAAAUUUGAAACAAUUCCCGUGAAUAACGUCGCUAAAAUCAUCAAAAUACCGAAUAUCGGGAGGUACCGUUAUCUGGGGGCUAUACGAAGACCUGGACCCGCACAGACAAUUUUCUGUCACAGACUGUAGUUCCCAUAACGAACUUCAAAUACCAAUUUUGAAACAAUUCCGGUGAAUAAUGUUGCUAAAAUCAUCAAAAUACCGAAUAUAGGGAGGUACCGUUAUAUGGGGGCUAUACUAAGACGUGGACCUGCACAGAAAAUUUUCUGUCUUAGGGUGUAGUAUCCAUUUUGAACUUCAAAUACCAAAUUUGAAACAAUUCCCGUGAAUAACGUCGCUAAAAUCAUCAAAAUACCGAAUAUCGGGAGGUACCGUUAUAUGGGGGCUAUACGAAGACGUGGACCUGCACAGACAAUUUUCCGUCUUAGGGUGUAGUAUCCACUUUGAACUUCAAAUGCCAAAUUUGAAAUAAUUCCCGUGAAUAAUGUCACUAAAAUCAUCAAAAUACCGAAUAUAGGGAGGUACCGUUAUAUGGGGGCUAUAUGAAAACGUGGACCUACAUGGCCCAUUUACGAACUUAACCUGCCUACUGGAAAAAUAAACAUGUGUGCAAAAUUUUAGCCAUCUAUCUCAAUUCAUUCGAAAGAUAGCGUAAUUACAACAGACAGACAAACGGACAGACAGACAGACAGACAGACGGACAUCGCUAAAUCGACUUAGAAUUUUACUCUGAUCAAGAAUAUAUAUACUUUGUUGGGUCUAAUAUGAGUAUUUCGAAGAGUUACAAACGGAACGACAAAGUUAAUAUACCCUCCAUAGUAUGGUGGAGAGUAUAAAAAUACAGGACUCGUGUAUCAGAGUUUUGAAAUGUUACAUCACGAGGAUUAUUUUGCUAGAAAAUUUUAAGCCAGAGACGUGUCAACAAAGAGGUCCUAUUUUAAAUAUGGUUAAAAACUCCCUUUAAACGGCAUCACAAAAAGUCAAAAUAUUCUACAAAGAUAUUCUACAAGAAGACAUCAGAAGCCCAGAUCUUUCCUAAACGCAAGAUAUUAGUAUUCGGGGACCUAUACCCAAACAUGGAAUUAUAAGGAAAGCUCUUUGCAAGGAUAUAGGAAUACCAAUGUACCAAUUUUCAAUACAUUCGGUUUACAACUUUGACCAAAAACCCAAAACACCUUAAAUCGAUCGCUACCGUCCUAUACAACAACGUGUACCUGCGGUCAAUUACGGUCAAUUUUUAAUACCUAAUAUUAAACUAACCUGAGAGACAUCUGAGUAAAAUUUUAUCAAUCUACUUCAUUCCGAUCGGAAGCUAGAAUGAUGUUCACAGACGAAGUAAAAUCUUAUGCUGAUCGCGAAUUAUACUUUACUAAAAUUCUCAUUUCGAGGAAUUAUAAAGGGAAUGGCAAACUUAAAAUACCCUCCAUUGUAUGGUAGAUGCUAUAAAAAUUAAACAAAGAUGAAAACAAAAUCAAUUUAUACAUCUGAGAAUGUAUUUUUUUAAUCCUGUAUGACUGUUGACAAUAUGAAAAAAAAGAAUAAAUAAAAGAAUUGUGUUAAAAAUCAUUAAAUACAUGCAUACAUACACACAUGUAUACAUUUCUUAGAGAAUUGUUAUAAGUAGUUGUUUCACACAAAAUUGUUUUUUUUUUUUUUUUUUCUAUUAUUAACUUUAAUUUAAUAAUGACAAUUAAGUUAUUUAACUAAAGGAUAAGUGAAAACUCUGUCAGUGAUAUUGAGUGUUAAACACUUUGAAGCUGUGCAAUUCAGCUAUACCUGACUAUACAUGUAUUUGUGUGUGAAUAACAUAGAAAUACACAAUGAAUUAACAAUCAUAUGUACCAAUAGAUUUUAUUGUGUUAUUCUAAAAAUACGUUGUUAAGAUACAUACCUUUAGUACUAACGAACUUCUAUUUAAGCAUUUAAGUUUGGCUUUGAACCUCUAAUAAAUUCUAUUCUUAGAUAACGUUG